Drosophila serrata is the source of this 1906-nucleotide messenger RNA. Its product is annotated as transcription factor grauzone. The record is from RefSeq and is a predicted model, not a curated record. Gene Ontology annotation, cellular component: nucleus. Gene Ontology annotation, biological process: regulation of transcription by RNA polymerase II. Gene Ontology annotation, molecular function: DNA-binding transcription activator activity, RNA polymerase II-specific; RNA polymerase II cis-regulatory region sequence-specific DNA binding; zinc ion binding. NCBI's taxonomy places the organism in Eukaryota, Metazoa, Arthropoda, Insecta, Diptera, Drosophilidae.
GGGAAAUUUCCCAGUGCAACGGGAUUUCAUGUACAAUUCCAGAAAAAAAUUUAACCAACAGAAAAUAAAGGAAAAAAUACAAUUAAAUAGAAUAUCCAAUUGGAGUGAAGCUGGGGAGGAUCGGCUGAGAACGCCAGCUGCGCCACACUUCCAGUAACUCGCCCCGCCACAGCCAGAUGAAAUGAUUUGCCGACUUUGCCUGGACGACGCGGUGCACAGCAUCCCGAUCUUCGACCAGGAAGAGGCCGACGACCAGCCGCCGCCCUCCAAUCUGGCGGAACUGAUUGAGAAGCACCUGCAGUUGGUGCUGCUGCCAAAUGAUGCUGUGUCCCGGUGCCUUUGCACCCAGUGCUGGCAGCAAUUGGCCGACUUCGAGCAGUUCUGCACCAUGGUGAUGAAGAAGCAGCUGGGCCUCCAGCACCUCAAGUUGGAACCGUUUUCUGACGACGAGGCCGAGGAUGCGGACACAAAGGCGCACAUCCUUUGCGAGCCGGAAAUCGAUGUGAGUCCUUCGGCAGUGGAAAAUGAGGAGUACAAUGAGAUCGAUGUGGACGCCAACAGCAGUGGUAUCACCACACACACUUCGGAAGCAACAGCAGUCGGUGGACGGACGACAACGCGGCGAAAGGUACGUCUGCCGUCGCCCAUCAGACGUAGCAUGCGUCCCCGCGCAUUACCCAAACCCAGGGCCGUGAAGGCCAAGGCUAAGACGAAACGCCAGCUGGAUGAGGCAGAUGAGGAUGAGGACGCGGAGGACGGCGAGGGGGAUCCCGAGACCCGAAGCACCCAUAGCCGCGAAAUGGACAGUUAUAUAGAGUUGCAUGGACGCCUGGAGUGCUGUUUGUGCGGCAGCGACGAGGACCAGUUCCAAAACUUUGCCGAAAUGAAGCGACACUUUCGGAAUCAGCACCAGUCCGCCGGCUACGUGGUAUGCUGUCAGCGACGGUACAAGAAGCGAGCGCUCUAUGUGGAUCACCUGCGCAUGCACAACGAUCCGGACUACUUCAGGUGCAAGAUCUGCUCCAAGCAGCUGGUCAGCCGGAUUAGCUACGACGUCCACAUGCUACGCUUCCACUCCAACGAGGACGAGUUAAGCUUUGCCUGCGACAAGUGCUCCAAGCGGUUCUCCAAGCAAUUUCUGCUCACCAUUCACUCGCGGGUGCAUCAGCAGGAGCGAAAGGAGCAGUGCAAGCACUGUGACAGAUCCUUCCGCACUGCCGUGGACCUGCGACUGCACAUGAGACGCACCCAUGAUCCUGCCUUUGUACCCUUUAUCUGCGACUCGUGUGGUGCCAAGUUCAAGACGAAACAGAACCUGCUGGUGCACAAGCGCACCGUGCACCGUGAGGGCUCCCAGCUGCCGGAGGUACAGUGCCAGGAGUGCCAGGUUUGGCUGUCCGACGAGAAUAGCCUGCGGAAGCACAUGUACAUGCAUCUGGACGCCGCCUCGCUGCGCCAGUGGAAGUGCGAGCAGUGCGGCCUAGAAAAGGGUUCGCGAGCGAAGCUGGCGGCCCACAUCCGCUACCAUCAUCCCAAGGAAUAUCACAAGUGCACGCAUUGCGGAAAGGAGUUCAAGAGCAGUCGCGGCCUCGAGGAGCACACUGCCACGCACACCGGCCAGGAUCUGUACGAGUGCGCCUUCUGCGAACGCACCUUUAAGAAUUCGGGAAAUAUGCACAAGCACCGUCGGCAGAUGCACGCCGCCCAGGUGGCCGCUCUGCAGCAGCAAAAGAAAGUGCGUCCAAGCAAGCGGAAGGAUAAGGGCGAACUAAUGCUCGGUGUCCUGGCCGCAGGCGGAAAGGACAUGCUUGACCAUGCAAUGGACGCCAGCGACAUGAACCUGAGUAUGAACAUGAAUGACUGAUCUAAUCCAAAAGAAAAGUGAAUAAACAUAAAUUGAAAGGUU